Acaulospora colombiana is the source of this 2958-nucleotide messenger RNA. The record is from the annotation of a GenBank genome assembly. Lineage: Eukaryota; Fungi; Glomeromycota; Glomeromycetes; Diversisporales; Acaulosporaceae.
AUAUUGAGUAUUGCGUUCGAAUUUGCGGAAUAUUCUCUGCAGCACCAGCUCGCCAACUUCGCCGAAUGUUGGUGGGACCAUUGGGUCCUUGAUGUUCUCAUCUGUAACUGGCUCGGAACCUAUAUUGGAAUGAAGACGUGCCAGUACCUUGAAGUGAAGCACUUCUCCUGGAGAGACGUCAGACCGUUCUCUUUCGCCACCAGCCGCAAAUUCUCAUUCCGGAAGAGGAGGAAUGUCUCUGUGGAUGAACCUGAAGGUAUCGAAGGACAUACACGAGGCGCAUCGAUUGACGAGAUCAAUGUCCCGGCCAAACCCGCAACUCCUAAAAAGACCAAGAGGCCAGGCGCGAUCAGGCGCAAUACGAAGAGGAUGCUUAAGCAGUUCUCCCCUCAUGACUUUACAGCUUUUGAGUGGGGUGGUACCACAUCCUUCACUGCCUAUUUCACCGUUGUGCUACUAUUGUCUGUCUUCUUGGCAGCAGAGCUCAAUCCUUUCUACCUCAAGUUCCUACUGUGGAUGGAGCCAUCUCAUCCGUUUGUGAUUGCCAGAUUGGUUGGUGUCUUCCUAUGCGGUCUCCCGGCAGUAAGAGAACUAUAUCAAUACAUGAAUGACUCGAGACGUGCCGUAAGAAUGGGACAACAUGUUUGGCUCCUUCUCGCUACCAUUAUUACCGAAUUACUCGUGAUUAUUAAGUGGAGCCAAGGGAUCUUUACGGAGCCUAUGCCUGGAUAUAUCAAAGUAUUCUUGUCAACGCUCGCAGUCUUGCUCAUUGCCUAUCCAGCUGGAAAGUGCCGGAGGCAAGGAGAUAUCUCUUGCGACACAAAAGAAAAAGUAUCAAGACCCAAUAGCCCUAAUUCUAGGGAGAAAGAGACUAGCGAUGACUUUUCUUCAUGUUUGAAUGUUACCUCUAAUGGGUCAAUAAGGAAUGCACUCUCAAAUUGCUUUGUUAUUUUCUAUGAACAUUUGACGCCUCCCUCCUUGGACCCUGCGUCUACUUUGAAUAAACCUUGUGACGCCCUGUCAAUUGGUAUUGGGAUAGAGGGGCUAUAUCAGAAGCAGAAUGUCAACGAUACCCUAAAGCUAAAACCACUAUUCUACCAUGUUUGGUCAGCUCACACUGUAAUUACAGCUCAAGCUGCCUUUGGCAUAGACGUGGUGAGGAGAAUAGAGAGUUCAUUCGAUCCUUUCAUUGCCACGCCAAGGAAAGUCGUUGUGGGUGAAAUAGGCAUGACUACUCCAAUCAACGUGCAAUUAGUAGAUGGAAGUGAUGGCUCCCCUAUGGCGGAAGAACCAACUCCGACCCAAGUCCAGUAUAAUGACACCGUCACUGGAUCACCAUUUGAAACCACUAUGACGGUCACAGGGUCUCAGACCGUUACAAAUGUUCCUCGUAGUUCAGGACCGAAGCUGAUAGUUAUAAUGAAAUCCAUAUAUCUAUUCGUCUGUGAUAUCCAUAUUUUAUACCUACAACAGGCAAAUUGCAAGGAUUUCGAAACUGUUACAGGUAGGACUGCCUCCCGGGCCUCGAUUCAAUCGUAUCUGAACCAGUGCGAUAUCGGGGCGCCCUCUUGUACGGAAAUGGAAGUUUAUGUCGGAAUUGGAUCCGAUGAGAGAGUACUUAAAACGAUGAUGUCUCUUGUCGAAGUGAUUGUUAGUGCGGGUACAGUAGUGAAGAGAGCUCAGAGUCCACUCGAUCCCCUUUUGAGCAUGCCCUCUCAAGCUUCAGUCGGACAACCUUUCGAGAUCCAGUUCCAUGUGCCCAACAACGCAUUCUACGAAUAUAAAAUCCUAGUGACGCCUCCCAAUGGUCCCCAGAGUUCCAAUCUAAAAUUCUCCAAUUUCCUUCUACCUGAAGCACCAAUGGAACGAUUUUGUAUUCCAUUUUCGACUGUUACUUCCAACUCCAGUGGGUCGGCUACACCGGAUUCAUCCGGAAUUUGGCAGGUGGCUAUUGAAGCUACUAUAUACUACGGAAAGAAUGGCUACGAAUACCAGGCGAACAAUACGUCGGGUGAGAAAUCAUUCACUGUACCAGUUCAAGUGCAGGUUGUAGAUUCAUCUACACCCCUGAACCCAGCUUCGACAGUGGUACCUGAUCCAACAGAGGUCGAAUUCAACGCAACUGUAACCGGGACUCCAUUCGAAACUACACGUACCUUUGACGGGUCUCAAACGACUACUCAACUGCCACCCAAUUCUAGCUCCCAGAGUUGGGGGGAGGUCGUAAUUGACCGAAGGUGGUCCUUGAGAAUCACCCUGGGUAGCUUGAUACUAUCACUCAUAAUACGGCCUUCAAGCGACAACUUUACUCCUUUCGAGGAAGCCCGCGACAUGUUUGGCCUUUACACGUUGAUCUUGGGGGCAAUUAUGGCCCGUUCGGUCCUCGGUGUCGCCUUAUUAAAACGAGCGCAGAGUCCACUUGACCCCUUUUUGAGUGGACCUUCUCAAGCUCUGGUGGGCAAACGUAUCCCAAUUAGAUAUAUCGUACCGAACCUAGAAGUCCCGACGGAGCGUGUUUGCAUUACGAUAAGGGACUCGCCUGUCAAUACCACCACGUUACCGUUACUUGAUCAAGCAGGGACCUGGCAAGUCGGCCUCAGCGCUCAUUAUUAUUAUGGAUCAAACGUGUAUGAGUACGAGACGGGUGAUACAUCGAAUGGCAAGGCGUGCAUAUCUCCCCCAUACACAAAUGAAACGGCUACAGUUAUUCCAAUUACGGUGCAAGUUAUGAACAUAUCUGUAGACUUUACAGCGACUCAAGCUCCGGAACCAACAAGGGUUGAAUUUAACGAGACCAUUACCGGGACUCCGUUUACUAUUGCAAGCACCCAAACAAAUGCCUCCUCAACACCCAGUUCUGGCCUCUCUAGUUCCCAGGGUGAAGCCAAGCUCGCCAUAAAUCGAAAUUUAACUUGGGGCAUUGUGGUAACCUUGGUUCUAUUGCUCGUGCUCUCCUAG